CUCGUGUCUGAAACAUUAGUUAUUCUUCAUAUAGUCUGCUUGUCAUUAGUACUUCUAUGGAGUACUGACCCCUCCGGGGGGCCCUCACAUUUUCAGGUUAAGGCUAGAGUCCUACUACCUGCACAAUUGCCUAAGGUGAUUGAUCAAGAAGGAAGACGUGGUUCGUGCUUCCAUUCUUAUUUCAAAUUUUAAAACUGCUCAUGGAUUUUCGAACAUUGUCUUCUUUAAAACAGUUGGGGGCCUGCGUGCCUGUGUUUGCCACGUGUGGCUAAGUAUCAAACAUAUUAUUCUUUCCGCAUUUGUUUGAUUAUGAUAUCGAUGUUGAUUGUAUGUGUUUACUAAUCGGUUUGGCAAUAGAAUCAAUCGGACCCCUUGUAUAAUUCAAUAGGGAUGAACUGUUGUUAUUCUUAUCGGGUUGUACGACGGUUGUCUACGUGGCCCGGAUGCGGUCUGGGGCGUGACAAUUAAGUGGUAUCAGAGCCAUCGAUUUCUAAACUAUAUAAUUAACCUUUCAAUAUCUUACCAUCGAAAAGUUUUGAACAAAACCAUGAGCAGAAAGUUUUUGUACCUAAGGAACCGUUGGAAACCAAGUUAUUGACCUCUUAUUGUUAAGACGGUACCCUUAACAGUUUGUUGGCCAUAAUGUUGGACCAAGUGGUAUCUUUUGUACUAAUCCGUCAAUUGACAUUGAAACGAGUCUAAUGACUCAUUCCUCAUUUCUUUAAGAAAUGGAGGGUGGACGCAGGAUUACUAGGAGGAACCCGACGGGUCGUGCACCGGGGGCCACCGGGCACGAUACACGGGCUGAAUCACGGACCUCGAAGGGUAGAGGCCAGGUCCAAGGCCGUGGAGGAGGCCGAGGCAGGGGCCGACGGCAAGUAGCACGCGUGUCGGUUCUGUGCACCCGUCUUGGGCCACCGAACCGGAUGACUUCACUUAUGCUCCAAGCACGGAGCAAGAGGAGACCCCGUACAACGGGGAGGACUUUGAUGAAGAAGAUGAGGAUGAAGAUCCUCAUUAUGAUUGUAUGAGCGAGGUACUAGAAUGGUACCUCGAGAACAAGGCAAAGAGAGAACAGUGGCGCCAAGCUAGACAGGCUAGGCUAGCCAUGGGGCAGGGAAGCCGAGGUGCUUCUAGUGCUCUAUCUGGAGCGUCCACGGGAAACACGAUGGUACGUAUGUCCAAGUACCUCAAGGAGGCGAGGGCCUUGGGGUGCAAGUCAUUUGAUGGCAAGGGCGACAUAUCUGAGGCCGCCGACUGGAUUAAGAAGCUGAAUGAUGCUUCUAGGGACAUGCAAAUUGGACUCGACGUGAAGUUGAGGGUUGCCACCAGGCUACUAGAAGGGGUAGCUGCUGUAUGGUGGGAAGGCGUGGAAGGAAAGUUCCACGGUGAGGCCACUUGGGAGAAAUUCGAAGUGGAGUUCUAUAAUCAGUACCACUCAACUUUUGAAGUCAAUCUCAAAAGGAGAGAGUACACAAAUCUGAAACGGGAGGAUGGCUGCUCGGUGAGGCAAUUGGAACAAAGGUUCCGAGACUUGGCACGAUUCAUACCAGAGUACUCUUUGGAUGAGAAUCGAAUGGCCAAUCAUUUUUGGGAUGCUCUACAAUUGGACAUCCGCGACCGGGCUACUUAUCAGCAUAACAUGACAUUUAGUCAAGUUGUCGAUCAAGGACUCCUUGGGGAAACCCAAUGGAAUGAAAGAAAGCGAGAGACGCCGAGGAGGCGAAGAAGAGGAGAUGGGGAAACUCUGGACCACAAGACCACUCUUGGAAGCAUCACGCCGGAGGUGGCAAUACAUUCAGGGCGCUGGCACCACCGCCGAAAAGGUAUAAGGGCUGACUAGGGAAAGGGCCCAAACCAGGGGGUGUGGGGCCACCAAGGUGCGCAAACUGCGGUAAGAACCACGGGGGGAGGUGCAAUGAACCACCCCGGACAUUCAGAGCAGUACGUUUUGAUGUUUCUAGCCAUACCCGACCGGGUAUGGGAAUAUACUCGACCGGGUAUAGAUAAUUUGUUGGGGUUCGAGGCCGGUACUCGACCGAGCAAGGAAAACAGAAGGUUUUUCCUUAAGGACUCGAGUAAUACCCGACCGGGUAUAGGGCAGUUCCAGGCUGAGAUUUUUUUUCAUUUAAUCCUUUUUUAGUCGGGAUGUUGGGUAGUGUGCCUUACAUGACUUAUAUAUGUAGGAACACUAAAGAUCAAUGGUAGACAUGCGAGAAUUCUCAUCGACACCGGGGCGCAACGUUCAUUUAUGAGCGAAGCGUUUGUCGAGGGAUUAGACAUGCCAUUAAAAGCAAUGACGCAACCCUUGUUGGUCUCUACACCGUUGGGAGACGAUGUGGAGAGAAAACACUACUAUCCUUCAUGUAAUGUGGAGAUAGGGGAGCACCGUCUAAUGGGUGACUUUGUACCGUUAGGCAUGCUCGAGUUCGAUGCUAUAUUAGGCAUGGAUUGGCUUGAGAAACACCAUGCAAAAGUAGAUUGCUACAUCAAGGUGUUAGAACUGAAGGAUGGUGAGGGGAAUACUCUAUGCUUUGAGGGAGAAAGAGGGAAAUUCAACCCUUGUAUCAUAUCGGCCAUAAGAGCAAGGCGUAUGAUGAGGAAAGGGUGUCGGGCUUACAUAGCUUACGUCGUAGGCAAGGAAGGCAAGGGGAAGAGUUUCACAGAGGUGAGAGUGGUGAGUGAGUAUCCAGAGGUUUUUCCUGAAGAACUCCCGGGACUCCCACCAGAUCGAGAAAUUGAGUUCACCAUUGAAGUAGAACCCGACACAAAACCCAUCUCGAUUCCUCCAUAUCGGAUGGCACCGGCUGAACUUCAACAGUUGAAGGUUCAAUUAGAAGAAUUAAUGGAUAGCGGAUUAAUUAGGCCGAGUCAUUCACCAUGGGGAGCACCGGUACUCUUUGUAAAGAAGAAAGAUGGUACACUUAGAAUGUGUAUCGAUUACCGUCAGUUGAACAAGGUCACGAUAAAGAACAAAUACCCUUUGCCAAGGAUUGAUGACUUGUUUGAUCAACUACGGGGGGAAACCGUGUUCUCUAAGAUCGACUUGAGGUCAGGCUACCAUCAACUGAAGAUCAAGGAGAGUGACAUACCCAAAAGUGCAUUCCGUACAAGGUAUGGUCACUAUGAAUUUUUAGUAAUGUCGUUUGGGCUUACGAACGCCCCCGCAGCAUUCAUGGACCUCAUGAACCGAGUAUUUCACCAAUACUUGAACCAGUUCGUCAUAGUAUUCAUAGAUGACAUCUUGAUAUACUCCACGAAUGAGGAAGAACACGAGAGACAUCUAAGGCUUGUGCUUGAAACACUGCGAGAGAAACAACUCUUUGCCAAAUUCUCUAAAUGUGAAUUUUGGCUUAGGGAGAUCGGUUUUCUCGGGCAUGUGGUAUCGGGCUCGGGCAUUUCAGUUGAUAACUCAAAGAUUGAAGCAGUCACUAAUUGGGAGAGGCCCAAGAACGUGAAUGAGAUAAGGAGUUUUCUCGAUUUAGCGGGGUAUUACCGCAAAUUUGUGGAGAAGUUCACGAUGAUAGCAUCUCCACUCACGAAGCUCACUAAAAAGGGGGCUAAGUUUGUGUGGGAUGACAACUCCAGUGCUCGCCCUACCCGUGCAAGGGUUAGGGUAUGACAUCUAUAGUGAUGUUAGCAUUCAGGGACUGGGAUGUGUACUGAUGCAAUCGGGGAAGGUAAUUGCUUAUGCUUCUCGGCAGUUGAGAAAGCAUGAAGUAAACUACCCCACACACGAUCUGGAGCUAGGUGUUGUGGUGUUUGCAUUGAAGAUUUGGAGGCACUACCUCUACGGAGAGUUGUGUCACAUCUAUACUGACCACAAGAGCUUGAAGUAUGUGUUCACUCAGAAAGAGUUGAACAUGAGACAGAGAAGAUGGAUGGAGUUGAUCUAGGAUUACAACUUGAUCAUUGACUAUCAUCCAGGCAAGGCUAAUGUAGUAGCCGAUGCACUGAGUAGGAAGGGCUCAUCUUCAGGGGUUUUACUCACAUGCUUACGGGCAUUGAGGGCACGCGUGGAGGUAUCCACGGACGGGGUGUUAUUGGCCAGAUUUGAGGUGAGACCCACCUUGUUAGACGAAAUCAGGACAUGUCAAGGCAAUGACGUGGAAUUUCAAAAAAUCCGGGAACAGAUGCUUGUGGGGCCUGUCGAGGGUUUCCGUGAGAGAGAAGAUGGACUUCUACUAUUCAAGGAACGGGUGUGUGUGCCAUCAGAUGGGGAGUUUCGUAAAUCAAUUCUUGAGGAGGCUCACUCAUCUGCGUAUGCCAUGCACCCAGGCGGUACAAAGAUGUAUCGGGACUUAAAAGAAAGUUACUGGUGGUCGGGGAUGAAGAGAGAGAUUGCAGAAUACGUGAGGCGUUGCCUCACCUGUCAACAGGUUAAGGCAGAGCACCAACACCCAGCAGGGUUGUUACAACCAUUUACCAUUCCAGAAUGGAAGUGGGAGCAUGUUACCAUGGACUUCGUGGUGGGUCUGCCACGGACGGUUAGGAACUACGACGCAGUAUGAGUGGUGGUUGACAGGCUGACCAAGAGUGCUCAUUUUUUACCUAUCAACGCUACCUAUACGCUCGAGCGACUGUCCAAAUUAUACACAGAUGAGAUUGUGAGACUUUAUGGGGUUCCGGUUACUAUAGUAUCAGAUAGAGACUCACGGUUCACAUCACGGUUUUGGCCUAAGUUCCAGGAAUCCAUGGGUACGAAAUUGAGGUUUAGCACCGCAUUUCAUCCUCAAACGAUGGGCAAUAUGAACGGGUGAUUCAGAUUUUGGAAGACAUGUUGAGGGCAUGUGCAUUGGAGUUCCAGGGAAGCUGGGACAAUCAGUUGGCUUUAGUGGAAUUCCCCUAUAACAACAGUUAUCAGGCGAGUAUAGGCAUGCCUCCAUACGAAGCAUUGUAUGGGAGGAAAUGCCGGACACCAUUGUGUUGGGACGAGGUCGGCGAGGCUAAGCUCGAGGGCACCAAGCUAGUCGAGAUCACUAAAGAGAAGAUAAAAGUCAGACAUGAUAGGCUCAAGGCUGCCCAAGACCGGAAGAAGAGCUAUGUUGAUAAACGUCGGAGGACGUUGGAGUUUGAGGUCGGUGACGAGGUAUUUCUGAGGGUAUCACCUUGGAAAGGGAUCAUCAGGUUCCUCAGUCGGGGUAAGCUUAACCCACAUUACAUAGGUCCGUUCAAAAUCCUUGAAAUGAUUGGGGUUGUAGCCUACCGACUUCAGUUGACUCCAGAGUUAGAGAAGAUUCAUAAUGUGUUUCAUGUUUCUAUGCUCAAGAAGUAUGUGCGGGACCCGUCACAUAUUCUUGAGAAACCACCGGUGGAAAUCCGAGAAGACCUACACUAUACGGUGCAGCCGGUGAAAAUCAUAGACCGACAGGUAAAGAAGCUAAGGAGCAAAGAGGUGCCGAUGGUAAAAGUACUUUGGAAGAGUGAUCGUGUCGAGGAGCAAACUUGGGAAGUGGAGACCCUGAUGAGGGAACAAUAUCCAUUUCUGUUUGACUAGACGCGUGGAUUUCGGGGACGAAAUCCCAAAUAAGGGGAGUAGAACUUGUAACACCGCCCCCAAGUAUUUGUAUUUUAUCAAAUUAUCUAUUGAACCCUGAGAAAUGAAUAAAAGCAUUUUUACGUGAUUGUAAAUUUUUAUCAUUUCUUUUACGUGAAUAGUAAAAUUCACGUGGGGCCCACAUCGGAAGUGGGGGCCGCCCGGUACUGUCGGGACCACAUAUUAUAUUAAUCUUGGCCUAGAUAAUAUGUAUAUGGUGGCGGAUAUCCUAAUUGGGCCAUGGCAAUGGCAUAGGGUUGACCGGUUGGUCAAACGGGGUCCAAUUAUCAGUAUCGGCAAUUUAUCAGAUAACAGCCCGAAAAGGGAUUCCGGAGACUUCUAAAUUAAAGUUUAGGAAUACAUACUCCUUCUAAGGUCCAGUAAGGAUUUAGAGCACGAGUUGUAUUUUAUUUGACCCGAUAAAAUAAAAUAUAAUCAAAGCAAUCCGGAAAAUAUGACUUUCGGGACCAAGUGUACACUUGGGGACAUAAAGGGAUGACCUCCCACAUGAGUGGGGGCCACCCCACGAAUUUGGUGCUGCAAAGGUCAAGGGGAGCCGCUCAAUAGUAGGGGGGAGAGACAAACAUGAACUGAUUGGAGACCAAGCAAAUAAAUGGAGUGGACCCUCUCUUAACAUGAUUGUGAGAAAUGCCAAAUAUGCAUCUCAAUUAUCAACCUAACCCUCCAGCUCGGCCAACCCAUCCAUUUUUGAGAUCGAAGCUCUGAAAAUACUUCACAACAUCCACCAUUCACGCACCUGAGCUAAGGAGGAAGAAGGAGGGGAAAAGAGAAGAGAAAAGUUGGCUUUGGAAAGGAAAAACUUGAGGUGCUCAAGGUAAUGACUCCAUUAAUCCCAUUCCUUGUUCUUCAAUCAUUUUAUAUGGUUAUCCAGUCAUAUUUCAUACCCUAGGAUUGUUCUACAUGCUUGGAAGUGUAGAAUGAAAGGUUGGAAGGUAGUCCUGAGUCCAAGAACGGACUUAGAAGCCAAAGUGACCGAUUCACCGGAAAAUAACCUUUUUGAGGUUAUUCGUAUUAAUAUGGAUUUUAUGAUGAUAAAAACCUUGUUAGUAACUUGUCUAAGGUAUUCAAAGAACUUUCACGGAGUUGAAAGGGUCAACGGAAUUGUCGCCGGAGUUUCGCCGGAGCUCAAUAAGGAAGGCUAGAACUUUAUAAGCUUCAUUUAAGGUGAGAAGACGGCUUUAUGCUUUAUAACUUUUGCGUGAGACAUGAGAUUACCUAAAUUAAUCAAGAAUAUGUUUUAUGGAUUGAUUAAUGGUAUUAAAGUAUGUGUUAUGCUAUGUUAAAGAAUAUAACAUAGUUAGAAAGCAUGAUUUAUAGGUUUGAUUGGUGAAAUUACCAUAAAUUGAUAUGUAUGAUGUUCUAAGGACCCAAACAGGUAUUUUUGGAUUAAGGACGUCAAAGAGUACUUGCAUGUAAAAUUUCACUUUAAUCGGACUCCGUUUGGGCGGUCAAACGGGCGUUGACCGCCAAGUCAACUGCUAUACCCGACCGGGUAUUAGCAAAUACCCAACCGAGUAUUUGGUGAAAAACUUGCCCCAGGGGCUACUGUCUUCUAUACCCGAUCGAGUAUGGGUAGGGACUCGAUUGAGUAUACACCAAAAAUUGGCCUUACGGGCUACUGUCUCCUGUACUCGACUGAGUAUAGGUCAAUACUCGAUCGAGUAUUGAGUUAUGAUUAAAACGGGCAGUUUUGAGUAGGUUAAUGUGGGCCGUUCAGGAGGGACCCGCCCACGUUGGUUCCUAAGGAUGGUUAUAUGACUAUAGGGCUAGGUAUUGUCCAUAGUUAAAGGAAUGAAAGGUUAGCCAUAUCCAGGUUAGGGUUUGGUAAGGAAUAAGUUUGGGGUUGAGUAUCCCCGGGAUGGUAAAUGAUCCUGAAACUCGGUUGGGGUUGAGCAUCCCCGUGACUGUAAAUGAUCCUGAAACUCGGUUGGGGUUGAGUAUUCCCGGGACUGUAAAUGAUUCUGAAACUCGGUUGGGGUUGAGUAUCCCCGGGACUGUAAAUGAUCCUGAAACUCGGUUGAGGUUGAGUAUCCCCGGGAUGGUAAAUGAUCCUGAAACUCGGUUGGGGUUGAGCAUCCCCGUGACUGUAAAUGAUCCUGAAACUCGGUUGGGGUUGAGUAUUCCCGGGACUGUAAAUGAUCCUGAAACUCGGUUGGGGUUGAGUAUCCCCGGCACUGUAAAUGAUCCUGAAACUCGGUUGGGGUUGAGUAUCCCCGGGAUGGUAAAUGAUCCUGAAACUCGGUUGGGGUUGAGCAUCCCCGUGACUGUAAAUGAUCCUGAAACUCGGUUGGGGUUGAGUAUUCCCGGGACUGUAAAUGAUCCUGAAACUCGGUUGGGGUUGAGUAUCCCCGGGACUGUAAAUGAUCCUGAAACUCGGUUGGGGUUGAGUAUCCCCGGGACGGUAAAUGAUCCUGAAACUCGGUCGGGGUUGAGUAUCCCCGGGAUGCUAAAUGCUCCCAAAACUCGGUAGGAUAUUAUGAAUGUACAAUGUAGCUUGUGAGCUAAGCAUUCGGGUAAGGAGUGAGAAAAGUCAGGUAAGAACUUUAUCUCUAAAAGACUCUUUAAAUGAAAUGACCUACGAGUUGAGUAUUUUACAAAUAUAUAUACAGUAUGUAUCAUCGGGUGGAUGAG
Cuscuta europaea is the source of this 8188-nucleotide messenger RNA. The record is from the annotation of a GenBank genome assembly. NCBI's taxonomy places the organism in Eukaryota, Viridiplantae, Streptophyta, Magnoliopsida, Solanales, Convolvulaceae.